This is a messenger RNA of Urocitellus parryii (Arctic ground squirrel), 1885 nucleotides long. It is a transcript of the gene Slc16a13, whose product is annotated as solute carrier family 16 member 13. The record is from RefSeq and is a predicted model, not a curated record. NCBI's taxonomy places the organism in Eukaryota, Metazoa, Chordata, Mammalia, Rodentia, Sciuridae. Gene Ontology annotation, molecular function: monocarboxylic acid transmembrane transporter activity. Gene Ontology annotation, biological process: transmembrane transport; monocarboxylic acid transport.
CUAGCUAGGGAUUGGAUGUUGGCCCGCUUGACCAGGUGUAGACAUCCCCAAAGAUAAUUCAUACCCAGGCCGGUGCGCGUCUCCAUUUCCACCUCCUGGUCCCUAAUCGAACGUUUGGGGGCCCGCCACUAACGAAUUGGCCCUUUCCUGGACCCUCAGCUGCAGGCCAGCCGGGCUGCGCCUCCGUGCGCUUGUGACCGAGGCUAGCACGGGCCUGGUCUCCCCCCUCCCCCGCCUCACUAAGACCGUACCCCUUGGGAAAAGGCGCAGGCGCCUCACGCCGCCUGAUCUGUACCUUUCUCUUUACCCGAUUUUGCACCCCACCCCGCGUUUGGUUCCGAGCCUCCCAGCAGGGUGGGCAUACACUGGUGGAAGUCUAGAGCCCGGCUCCUGCAGGGGCUGGCUCUUAGUGGCGGCAGCCCUGUUCCUACCCAGAUGGCUCGUGGGGCCGAGCCCCCCGAUGGGGGCUGGGGAUGGAUGGUGGUGCUCUCAGCCUUCUUCCAGUCGGCACUGGUGUUCGGGGUGCUUCGCUCUUUCGGAGUCUUCUUCGUGGAGUUUGUGGCGGCGUUUGAGGAGCAGGCAGCGCGCGUCUCCUGGAUCGCCUCCAUUGGAAUCGCGGUGCAGCAGUUUGGGAGCCCCAUAGGCAGUGCCCUGAGCACGAAGUUCGGGCCCAGGCCUGUGGUGAUGACUGGGGGCAUCUUGGCCUCGCUGGGUAUGCUGCUCGCUUCAUUUGCUACCUCCUUGACCCACCUAUACCUGAGUAUUGGACUGCUCUCAGGCUCUGGCUGGGCCUUGACCUUCACUCCGACCCUGGCCUGCCUGUCCCGUUACUUCUCUCGUCGUCGAUCCCUGGCCACAGGGCUGGCACUGACAGGAGUGGGCCUCUCCUCUUUUGCAUUUGCCCCCCUCUUCCAGUGGCUACUCAACUACUAUGCCUGGCGGGGGGCUCUACUGCUGGUAUCUGCCCUCUCCCUCCACCUGGUGGCAUGUGGUGCUCUCCUCCGCCCACUAUCCCUGACUGAGGACACAGUUAUGGGUGGCCCUGCAGCCCAACUCACCUCCCUCCUCCAUCAUGGCCCCUUCCUCCGUUACACUGUUGCCCUCACCCUGAUCAACACUGGCUACUUCAUACCCUAUGUCCACCUGGUGGCCCAUCUCCAAGACCUGGAUUGGGACCCACUAUCUGCUGCCUUUCUACUCUCUGUGGCUGCUAUUUCUGACCUUGUAGGGCGUGUGGCCUCUGGGUGGCUGGGAGAUGCAGUCCCAGGGCCUGUGGCACGGCUUCUGAUGCUUUGGACCACCCUGACUGGGGUAUCACUGACCCUGUUCCCUGUGGCUCAGGCUCCCACAGCCCUAGUGGUUCUGGCCGUGGCCUAUGGCUUCACAUCAGGAGCCCUGACCCCAGUGGCCUUCUCCGUGCUGCCUGAACUGGUGGGGACUGGAAGGAUUUACUGUGGCCUAGGACUGGUGCAGAUGGUAGAGAGCAUCGGGGGGCUACUGGGGGCUCCUCUGUCAGGCUACCUCCGAGAUGUGACAGGCAACUACACAGCUUCUUUUGUGGUGGCUGGGACCUUCCUUCUUGCAGGGAGUGCAGUUCUCAUCACUCUGCCCCACUUCUUCUCCUGCUUUUCAGCUCCUACUACCAGGCCUCAGGACCUUGUAAUAGAGGCAGUGGAUACCAAAGUCCCCCUGCCCACGAAGGAGGGGCUGGGAGAGGACUGAAUUCCACUAAGAGAUAGUCCCCAAAAGCCAGAUCUUGACAGCUCCAGAUUUUCUCCUGCCCAAAGGAGGCAUCCACAGAACCACAGUGCCUUAAGAUUCUUGAUCCCUUUCUCGCCCCAGAGCAGGCCUGGGACUCCUCCGAUGUGUGUGCCAACCCUUGGUA